CCAGGCUCUUUGUUUGUUUACUCAUGAGUGUGGUUUAUAAUAUUAGCUUCUUCAUUCAAAUCGUCGUCUCUCAGUCUCACAAUGUCAAUAGAGCUCAAACUUUCCCGUGCAAGUCGUAUCUAUCACCCUUCGGAACCUCUGGAGGGAAAAAUCAUAGUAAAAUCUUCUUCUUCCAUUUCUCACUAUGGUGUUCGUCUCACUGUCAAUGGAUCCGUCAAUUUGCAGAUUCGUGGAGGAUCGGCUGGAAUUAUUGAGUCCUUAUAUGGUGUUGUCAAGCCUAUCUCCAUUUUAAAUAAGAGUACAGAGGUUAGACCUUCCGGGAAGAUUGGUUUGGGUACAACAGAGAUACCAUUUUCCAUGUUUUUGAGACAGCCAGGAAAAGACAACCUAGAAAGAUUUUAUGAGACCUUCCAUGGAGCCAAUAUCAGUGCUCAGUAUCUGGUAACUGUAGAUAUAAUAAGAGGAUACCUACAUAAAACAUUAUCUGCAACAGUGGAGUUCAUAGUCGAAAGUGAUAAAGAUGAUCUUCUCAAGCGACCAGUUUCUCCUGAAAUGGUUAUCUUUUAUAUUACUCAAGACACACAAAGACAUCCACUACUUCUUGAAUUAAAAUCAGGUGGAUUCAGGGUGACAGGAAAGAUGUCCACUCAAUGUUCUUUAUCAGAUCCCAUCACUGGUGAAGUAGCUGUAGAAGCAUCUGCAGUUCCCAUUUACUCCAUUGACAUUCAUUUGCUCCGUGUAGAGUCAAUUCUUCUUGGGGAGAAAAUUGUAACUGAAACAUCUCUGAUUCAGAGUACCCAGAUGGAGAUGUCUGUCAUAAUAUGACUCUGCCCAUCUAUGUUAUACUUCCUCGCCUUUUGACUUGUCCAACAAUCUUAGCUGGGUGAGUUACUACUUGCUAGUUAUAAGUAAUUGUUCUCAAAUCUUAUCUGAAUACAUUUUUGUAAGUGCAUUUUUUUUAACAAGUUUUUGGCCCCAAGGGGAGAGGAAAUUUGUUAUAGCAAAAGCCAAUUAUAUAGCCCUUCUAAGUGUGAUUACAAAUUGAGCUGAAUGAAAAAUUCAUUUCCACUAAUUUUGUCAAAGCGAGCAUUAGCAUCUUGGCUUUUCUUUUAUGAAGAAAUACUUUUCCAUGAACAAAUGGCAAUUGAGUAUGAAUAUGACACAUGCCAAGACUAUAAGGCUUUGGGG
This is a messenger RNA of Quercus lobata, 1188 nucleotides long. RefSeq names its product vacuolar protein sorting-associated protein 26C-like. The transcript is spliced from 9 exons. Bases 82 to 825 code for a protein of 247 amino acids. Gene Ontology annotation, biological process: intracellular protein transport. The record is from RefSeq and is a predicted model, not a curated record. Lineage: Eukaryota; Viridiplantae; Streptophyta; Magnoliopsida; Fagales; Fagaceae.